Molecule: messenger RNA, 1239 nt
Organism: Trypanosoma theileri
Lineage: Eukaryota; Euglenozoa; Kinetoplastea; Trypanosomatida; Trypanosomatidae
Product: amino acid permease
Exons: 1
Coding region: 1-1239 (412 amino acids)
Biological process (GO): amino acid transmembrane transport
Molecular function (GO): amino acid transmembrane transporter activity
Source: RefSeq, a predicted model, not a curated record
AUGAAGCAUAUUUUUAGUAGGAAGGGUUUAUUGGGAGCUGCGCUGAGUCUUUCAGUCACAACGAUUGGUGCAGGAAUUCUUGCAAUACCUUCAACACUUGAUGAUUGUGGAAUUCUUCUUGUGGUACUACUAAUGAUAGUAGUUGGGAUAUUUACCGUCAUUUCAAUUGAUUAUCUUGUUAUAUGUAUUGAAACAUUACAAUUACGAUCGUAUGAAGAAAUAUCUGGAGCCUUGUUGGGUCGUACUUUUGAAGAAAUUGCUCGAUGGAUGCUUAUUGUGUAUAAUGUUGGUGUAGCAGCGGGAUAUAUUGUUGUUAUUGGGGAAAUAUUUAGUCCAAUGAUGCCGAUAGUAAGUGAAUAUUUUACACUUCUUUCUAAUCCCACACGAGUUAUGGUUGCUAUUUGGAUGUUUGUUAUGUUGCCUCUUUCAUGUAUCCCAGCUGUAUCUUCUUUGCGUUUUGUUUCUAUAUUAGCAAUAACCGCAACCUUUGUCGUUUCAGGAGUUAUUGUUUACCGAUACUUUUUUCCAAUUGACAUUGAUUCAGCACCUGAUAAUUCUUCUAUAAAGUAUAUUUCCUUAUCGAACCGAACAAUAUUGGCUUUACCUAUAUUAAUGUUUUCAUUUGAUUGUCAAACGCUUGUUUUUCAAAUUUAUGCUAGUAUUGCUGAUAAUUCUCGUAAAUGUAUGGCAAAAGUAGCGACACUUAGUAUAUUUAUUACUGGUUUAAUUUAUGGUAUGGUAGGUCUUUUUGGUUAUUUAUCUCAUACCAGUCAUGUUCACGGUAAUAUACUUACUAAUUAUGAUCCUAUUCGUGAUAAGAUAUUCGCUGUGGGUGGUGUUAUGUAUUCCAUUACAGUUAUAACAGCGUAUGUCCUUGUUUUAUUUCCUUGUAGAGAUGCUAUUUUUAUUCUUCUUUAUGGAUAUAGUAAUGCAAGUCGAGAAAGUUUUCAUGCUCUUAUAUCAUUUAAAGAUAAUAUGAUUGCAAGUAUAAUACUUUCGGUUUUAAGUGUUUUAUUAGCGUUAAAAGCCCCUGGACUUGUUUUUAUUAUCGCUUUACUGGGAGGUCUUUGUAGUAGUACCUUAUGCUUUAUAUAUCCUGCGGCUUUUCGUCUUCGAAUGCAUACACUAGGAAUUUGUACAGCUUCAAAUCAAGAGUUAUUCAUGGCAUUUGCCAUGUUAUCUCUUGGAUUUAUUAGCGCUGCUAUGGGUACCGCUGUGGGAAUUUCAGGAAUCAGUUAG